AUGAGUGAAGAAAGUCAAGAGACUCAAGGUGAUUCUCCUCUACAUACUGUCGGGUUCGAUGCCAGAUUUCCAAACCAAAAUCAAACUAAACACUGCUGGCAAGCAUAUGUCGACUAUCAUAAAUGUAUCAAUCUAAAAGGAGAAGAUUUUGCCCCAUGUAAGACAUUUUGGAGGACAUAUUCUUCGUUAUGUCCCGUAGAUUGGAUCGAAAAAUGGGAUGAUCAGAGAGAGAAGGGGGUAUUCGCUGGCGACAUCAACCCAUGA
Messenger RNA from Kazachstania africana CBS 2517, 264 nucleotides. It is a transcript of the gene COX12, whose product is annotated as cytochrome c oxidase subunit VIb. The record is from RefSeq and is a predicted model, not a curated record. The coding region runs from base 1 to 264 and encodes 87 amino acids. NCBI's taxonomy places the organism in Eukaryota, Fungi, Ascomycota, Saccharomycetes, Saccharomycetales, Saccharomycetaceae. The transcript has a single exon. Gene Ontology annotation, cellular component: respiratory chain complex IV; mitochondrion.